This is a messenger RNA of Knipowitschia caucasica, 429 nucleotides long. Lineage: Eukaryota; Metazoa; Chordata; Actinopteri; Gobiiformes; Gobiidae. The record is from the annotation of a GenBank genome assembly.
AUGGAGAUGUGUGUGUAUAAAUACAAGGCAGAAGCAGCACACGGCAGACUCUCCACACAGAGCUCUACAUCCACACAUGGCUCCUACAGCCACUGCAGCAAUGGACCCCUCUCAGGACCUCAGCCUCUGUCACAAGCUGAGAAUCCUGUGGUGGAGAAACUGCGCAGAGAGAGGAUCAACAGCAGCAUUGAGAAGCUCAAGUCUCUCCUGUGUACAGAGUUCCUCCAGCAGCAGUCAGACUCCAAGCUGGAGAAAGCAGACAUCCUGGAGAUGACCGUCACUGUGCUCACACGUCUGCAGCAGCAGCACUUCCUGUCCCAGAGCCUCAUGAAGAGCCCUCAGCAGAGACACUGCACUGAGCUGCACAAGCAGAGCAGCUUCUGUAAAGACAAGAGUCCAGUGAACGGCGCCCCCUGGAGGCCCUGGUAG